Messenger RNA from Penicillium diatomitis, 816 nucleotides. It is a transcript of the gene efm7, whose product is annotated as putative nicotinamide N-methyltransferase Nnt1. The record is from RefSeq and is a predicted model, not a curated record. The transcript is spliced from 3 exons. Gene Ontology annotation, biological process: peptidyl-lysine dimethylation. Bases 1 to 816 code for a protein of 271 amino acids. Gene Ontology annotation, molecular function: protein-lysine N-methyltransferase activity. Lineage: Eukaryota; Fungi; Ascomycota; Eurotiomycetes; Eurotiales; Aspergillaceae.
AUGGAGGACGACCUGGAGACCGGGGAUCUUUUCAAAGAUCCCGAAGGAUUCUAUGAGGAGGAGAAGCCACCAACUUUCGCAGAGCAUCAGAUGCUCUGUGGGAAGACGGUGCGAGUACGUCUGGUGGGCAGCCACCCGCUCUAUGGAAACUUGCUCUGGAACGCCGGUCGAACAAGCUCUCACUACAUCGAGGACCACACGGACGACCUGGUGCGCGACAAGGAUGUCCUUGAAAUUGGUGCCGCCGCAGGCGUGCCCAGUAUCGUGAGCGCCAUUCAGGGCGCACGUACCGUGGUCAUGACCGACUACUACGAUCCAGACCUGGUCUCAAACAUGCAACACAAUGCCGACCUAGCCUUCGAUAUGAUUCCCAAACGCACCGACUCCCAAAAACGACUGCAUGUCGAAGGAUACAAGUGGGGGAAUCCAGUCGAGCCCCUUCUGGCUCACGUUCCUUCUCCUGCGCCAGGCGAACCUGCCGGCUUUGACCUGCUCAUCAUGGCGGAUGUGAUCUACAAUUACCCCGAGCACGCAAACCUGGUCAAAACAAUGCAGCUCACGUUGAAAAAGACGGCCGAAGCGGUGGCACUGGUGAUCUUCACACCUUACGAGCCGUGGCUCCUCCCUCAGACUGAGAAGUUCUUUCCGCGGGCGGAAGAAGGUGGAUUCGCGGUGACCAAGAUCUUUCAAAAAUUGAUGGACCACGCAUUGUUUGAGAAUGAUCCGGGUGAUGAAACUCUUCGUAAGACAGUCUUUGGCUACGAGCUAAGAUGGAAACCGGAAGAGUUGAACAGUAGUGUAUCUGAGCCAUCAUGA